This is a messenger RNA of Puntigrus tetrazona (Sumatra barb), 4519 nucleotides long. It is a transcript of the gene mef2cb, whose product is annotated as myocyte enhancer factor 2cb. Bases 436 to 1974 code for a protein of 512 amino acids. Gene Ontology annotation, biological process: cell differentiation; positive regulation of transcription by RNA polymerase II. Lineage: Eukaryota; Metazoa; Chordata; Actinopteri; Cypriniformes; Cyprinidae. The transcript is spliced from 11 exons. The record is from RefSeq and is a predicted model, not a curated record. Gene Ontology annotation, molecular function: protein dimerization activity; histone deacetylase binding; RNA polymerase II cis-regulatory region sequence-specific DNA binding.
AGAGAGAGAGAGAGAGAGAGAGAGAGAGAGAGAGGCUGAGGCGCGGAGCUCAACAUCAUCAGUCGCAAUAACGGCUUAAUCAUUCCUCACCGUGGACGACCGACACCAACCUCAGCAUCUUAAACGCUUUAUUAGACACAAGAAAAGAAAUACGCAUUAAGAAAACGACACUUUUCCGGCGGUGCUGGUGAUUUUUGGUGGAUUUUAAGUGGGAAGCGGUGAAGUCCACCCGGCGGCUCAACACCUUCCGUCACACCGCAGGACAAACUUCACCGGACACACUUCAGACGCACCAUGAAGUACAGCUACUGGAAUCUUUGAAUUGAGCAGAGGAAGUCGAGACAAGAAAGCCUGGUUUGAAGAAAAAGAAAGCAAAAACAGAGGGACGAAAGAAUAAGUUCAUUGGAGAAAAAGAGAGACGAAAAGACGGGGACAAUGGGGAGGAAAAAGAUUCAGAUCACACGGAUUAUGGAUGAACGUAACAGACAGGUGACGUUUACAAAGAGAAAGUUUGGCCUGAUGAAGAAAGCCUAUGAGCUGAGCGUGCUGUGUGACUGUGAGAUUGCCCUCAUCAUCUUCAACAGUACUAACAAGCUGUUCCAGUACGCCAGCACAGAUAUGGACAAAGUGUUGCUCAAAUACACUGAGUACAAUGAGCCGCAUGAGAGCAGGACCAACUCCGAUAUUGUUGAGACCCUGAGAAAGAAGGGUCUAAAUGGCUGUGACAGCCCAGACCCCGACGCAGAUGACUCGGUGGGCCACAGCCCAGAGUCAGAGGACAAGUUUCGUAAAAUCAACGACGACAUUGAUCUGCACAUGAUCAGCAGACAGAGGAUAUGUGCGUUGAGCAAGAAGGAGAACAAAGGCGGUGAGAGCCUGGAGCUCGAGUCUGCUCUCGCUCUCACUCCACGCACGGAGGAGAAAUACAAACAGAUUAACGAAGAGUUUGAUCUAAUGAUCAAGACUCAGAAGAUACCUGCUGUGCCCUCUUCCACCUACGAGAUGCCCAUCCCCGUGAAUAACCAGAUAUACCCAGGCAAUCAUAACCUGCUUCCACUGGCUCACCAUGGCCUGCAGAGAAACAGCAUGUCACCCGGGGUCACACACAGACCACCUAGUGCAGGUGGUCUGAUGGGCACUGAUCUCUCCACUGGCGCAGGCACCAGUGCUGGAAAUGGAUAUGGAAACCACCGUAACUCUCCGGGACUUCUGGUGUCCUCCGGAGGCAUGAACAAGAGCAUGCAGGCCAAGUCCCCUCCACCGGUGAACCUGGGGAUGAACAGCCGUAAACCUGACCUACGAGUUCUCAUCCCACCCGGGGCCAAGAACAACAUGCCCUCUAUUAAUCAGAGAAUAAACAACUCUCAGUCCGCACAGUCACUGGCGACCCCUGUGGUUUCUGUAGCGACCCCUACUCUACCGGGACAGGGAAUGGGCGGCUACCCAUCAGCCAUUUCCACCUCAUAUGGUACUGAAUAUUCUCUGAGCAGUGCGGACCUGUCCUCGAUAUCCGGCUUCAACAGCGCCAACACUCUGCAUCUGGGUUCAAUGAGUGGAUGGCAGCAGCAUCAGAUCCAGAACAUGCAGCACUCUGCUCUCAGUCAGCUGGGAAAUUGCUCUAGCACUCACUUAUGUCAGGGUUCAAAUCUGUCCCUGCCCUCUACUCAAAGCCUGCACAUCAAGUCCGAACCUGUUUCUCCUCCUAGAGAUCGAUCCAGCAGCACCACGCCCGGCGGCUACGGCCCGCUGCCGUCCCACCAGCAGCACCAGGGCCCGCCCCCGCAGGGGCGACAGGACUCGGGCCGCUCCCCGGCCGACAGCCUCAGCAGCUGCGGCAGCUCGCAUGACGGCAGCGACCGCGACGACCACCGUCCCGACUUCCAUUCGCCGUUAGGAUUGGGUCGGCCCGGCCUGGACGAGCAAGACAGCCCAUCCGUCAAGCGCGUCCGCCUCUCGGAGGGGUGGGCCACAUGAUAAGCCUAAGCCUAAGCCCCCCUUGUGGACAGCCCCGUCCUCGAUCUCGACCUCCCCAUGCGAAGCGGCUCGCGCGCUAAUCAUUGCUCUCCCUUGUUCUCUGAUUUGCUGUAGAGAGGGGGAGGAAGUGCUCUCGAAAUUACCUGUAUUUUUUUUUAUUAUUAUUAUUAUUAUUAUUAUUAUUUUAUCAGAGUGUGUCUGAUAUACAUAUUGUUGUGAUUGACUGGGUUUUCAGGGAGGGAAGCGGGAAGGAGGACUGAUACGCCGGGGUUGGGGAGGGUUUAUUGGGUGGGGUUACUAUGCAUAACUUGUGCAGUGUGUGGAAUACAAUGUAAAGAAUUACCAUAUAUGCAUAUAUAUUUACACGUUGUGUAGGUGUACAUGUAUGCAGAGUAACAAACCAACAAAAAGUGUCAGGUACUCUUGGAUCUUCUUCUUCUUCUUCUUUUUUUUUUUUUUUUUUUUUUACAUGCCUCAGUGGCGUUCAGCCACGAGAGGAGCACAGCAGAGAGCGUAUCGCGGAGGUGACAGCUUAGCACUUGAGUUGUUGUAACCAGUACAAAAUGUACAGAUUCCUUUUUUUUUUUUUUUUUUUUUUUUUAGCGCCAUUCGCUAAAUGUAUGUUAUGGGUGACAAUGUCAUGUUGCAGGUUCAACGUUAUUGUACAUAGAGAAAAGGCUGGGACACGGGGGAAGGGUCAAGGUUGCUGAUUUCUCACGAACAUAACUGUUAUGCAAGAAUUUCGAAGGAUUGUACAGAUAUAUGUGCAGGUUCUUUGGUUAAGUUAUGGGGGAGUGGGUAUUUCAUGAAAAAAAAAUCAAAAAUAACUAAUUAAAAAAAAAAAAAAAAAAAAACUCUCCUGCUGAAGGAAAGGAAAUAGCGGGACGGAGAUGAAGGACUUUAAAUUAAGAGCCAUGUUACUUCAGACAUUUUAACCUAGGAUUUGCAGUUGUUGUUCAGUAUUAAAAGAAGAAAAAGAGAAAAAAAAAAUUGUAUGAUACACUUGCUUAUAUUUUCAUAUCAAAAAGGAAUACAAUGCAAAGCAUUUUUGUGGCUUUUUGUAGUUUAUAAGAGCCAGAAUGUGUUUUGAUAGCUUUGCUUAUAUGAGAAACGAUAGUAAAAGGAUGAGAAACCUUGGGCUUUUCAAACCGUAAGCCAUGACAGUGAACCCUUGCUUUGCUCAAUGUUUUUUUUGUUUUUUUUUCUUUUCUCUCUCUCUCUCUCUCUUUCUCUCUCUUUGUAGAAGUUUUGUUUUUAAACGUGUAUUUCUAAGUAUAUUGAAUAAUAAUAUUAAGAAUCUUUUUAAAAAAAAAAAUCUGUGAAAUUAACAUGCUUGUGUAUAGCUUUCUAAUAUAUGAAUAUAUAUGAUAAAAAAAAAAAAAUUAUGGUCAUAACGUUUUCCCCGUUGCGGGGAUGUGCAGUUGCACACGUUUAAUCGUCUUUCUUUCCCCCUUCUUUUUUUCCCUUCCACCGGACUGAGUCUUUCAGGGGCAAAUGCGUUCAAAACGAUGCUUUCAAAUUGAAGUCGCACUCAUAAAUAUGCCCCCCCCCUUUUUUUAAUAAGCACAAGGUAUCCACUUUGCUCUGGAAUACUCACAACCUUUCCAGUGUCACAUUAAUGGACAUUGCACUGAAGAUUUUAUAAUAUAAGACAGCACAGUCAUAGAUACCUCAUGACUGCUCGUGUAAGCUUGCAUCAUCAUUUAGUAGAUUGUGACUAGUUUUGUUCAAUUGAUAUAUACAUAUCUAUCAUUGUGCAUUCUGUGAUUUUGACAGGACAUAUGUUAGUCUGUUUUUUCUACCAAAGACAAAAAGUGAUGUUUCGUUUGCCGAUCCAUUCUCCUUUCUGGGUUUGAGACCAUUGUGUUUCUUCACAAGUUGUUCAUGCUAGUGGCUGGUACCUCUGACUCACCCUCCCAGUGCCUCAGAUUACCUUUCAAUGAGUUGGUCUUGUUGAGAAUUGGGAACAUUCUCCUCUAACUAACAAGUGUACAGUAUUGUGAAAAAUGCCAUUGUUUGUUAUAUAGAUUUCAAUUGUCCAUAUAUGACUCUCCGGUUGUUUUCUUUCUUUUUUUGUUAUUUUUUUGUUGUUUUUUUUGGUUGACCUUUUUGUUUCUCUCUCACUAUCUCUCUCUCUCUCUCUCUCUCUCUCUCUCUCUCUCUCUCUCUCUCUCUCUCGAGUGUUGUUUCCAUUAAGUAUAUAAAUAACAAAAUAAAAAUGAAAAAAAAAAAAAUGCUGAAAAAUUCUGUAGUAACAAAUGUAGCUUGUAUAAACCUACAAUGGGUAAGGUUGAAAGAAAGUGUCUUUUUUUUGUUUUCUAACCAGGAGAAAGAGGCUUUCAGCGGCACAAGCUGGACUUUGUCGCCACUUGAAGACAAGAUGUCAUUAAAUUAAACCACAUCUCUGUAUCUCAAGGGACUUGAUUCAGCUGUAUGUAGUAAAAAUUAAUGUAUGGAAUAAAAAUUGUUUCUCCUGCUGGGACUAAAAAAAAGGUAUUUGUAUUUUGCAGAGAAUUCAGUAAAGUUACUGGCUUUCUUAGUUACA